This is a messenger RNA of Mercenaria mercenaria, 2164 nucleotides long. RefSeq lists its product as uncharacterized. NCBI's taxonomy places the organism in Eukaryota, Metazoa, Mollusca, Bivalvia, Venerida, Veneridae. Bases 183 to 1154 code for a protein of 323 amino acids. The record is from RefSeq and is a predicted model, not a curated record. The transcript has 6 exons.
AAAACACGAAAUGGCAUACAUCACCCAUCGAAUAGAAUAAUACAUUUAUCUUUUUAUAAUCAUAUUUUGUUUGAUAACUGGCUGUUUUGCUCUUUACCAGGUCACGGACACAUUGAAAUAAAUGUCGUCAAAGCUGUUUUCAAGCUUUUGUGGGAGCCGGUUUUAAAGGAUCUGUCUAAGGAAUGUGGCUUCAAGUCUCCAAGAGCACAAGUGUGUGCUCAGUCAUGCACCGAUCACCACAAAGCAUUUAUGCUAUUAACUAUAUUUUUGAGACCUCAAUUCAAGAGAUAAUGUUUACAUUUUUGAAGCACUGUCACCAAAACUCUUCCUCCACGUCAAUAACAAGCUUCUAUACUUACAUUCAGAUUUCCGAGGAUAAAAAUUUUAGAUUCAUGUGUGAUGUCACAAUUAAUUACGUUCUGCCUAUUAUUGUCUACAGAGCUGGUGUGAGGCGAAAUAAUUUUAAAUAUAUUUCAGCCGGAAAGGCACAAUUUCUUAAAUUAUUCUUUGCCUUUGGGAUGAAAAAUUACCAAGAACUAUUAAUUAAAGACAUCCAAAUGUAUGUUCUUGCUCCACCAGAAGUUAAGGACUUUUUGGAGAAAACACAGUCAUUUACAGUCAGUGGACAUCCGUCGAAAGGUGAGGGUGGAGAUUUUGUCUUAGAAGCGAUUAACGGCAAAAUCAAAAGAUGGCUACCUCCUGGCAUUCCCGAGGAAAAACAUUGGCAGGAAGUAUGCAGAAAUGCUGAUUUGCUUGAAAAGAUUCGUGAUAACACCUUUAAAUGUUGCAACAUAAAGGAAGAAAAUGCCAGUAGUGUUUACAAGAGAGAUAUGUCUGAAGAAGUGGUUCAGUAUAGAAUACGCAUCAGGAAAAUCGGUUACUUAUCCAACACUCGCUUCCAAGAAAAUCCACAUACCGCAGUUACCGGUGAAUUUCUCGACAAAACAUUACAUUUAUACGAGAGGCAGAUGGAGGACAAUGUACAGUUUAUUUGCGUGAUAGAAAGAACACUGAUUUCACCCCUGUCUUUACGACUGAGGCUCAGAGAUCGACUUUUUACUCUAUUGAAAGAAAAACAAAGGUUUUUAUUUCACAAAUUACCUUUUUCUCUUUUCAGGAUUAUAAUUGCAUACAUGAAAUACUUUUAUAUGUAAAAGGCACAUGUUACAUUUUUCUGUCUGUCAUAUUUUAAAUGAUUUUUUUAGUGAUGACUGUGAUUUGUAGGGGCAAUAAUUGUUUGGUUGUGUAAAAACGAGAUAAAAACAAUUAUGUAGAUUGGCUGAGCAAGCAAAACACGACACGAAAUUAUUUCCAACUAAAUGUAGCAUAUUACAAUUGAAAUACAAGUCCAAAGGUAACCCAAUGGGAACAAUGUAUUUGUCUGGUAAUGUAUAAUAUUGCUUUUAUUUAUGAUCAAUAGAAACAGUUGAGUGACAUCAUUGAGGAGGGACUUUCACAGAUCAAUGAAAACGAAGACAUAGAAGAAGCCAGGGUGUUAAGAAAUAUGUGGGUUAAUGUGAAAACUCGUCCAAAAUCUGAAAUGAUACACUUCUACAAGGAAAUUGUUGCAGCUAUAGAAAACUCGACCACAUGUACACCAACUGAUGAUGAAAGUUUCGAAGAAGACAGUGAAGACAUGGAGGACAUAUAAUUUGAAGAAUACAUUUUGACAACAGGUUGAACAUACAAUUUUCCUAAUGUUCCUUCUUCUGCUCUGUUGUAUAUACGAAUGUGCUCGAAAAUCUCGUGCAAUAACAUUUACGCGCGCAGGAAAAAGUAUGAAGGAUAUUUGAAAAUAAAAAUAAACGAAAAUUUUUAUACACACCCUGUAUAUUUUGUUACUAUUUUAAGACGGAUGCUGAUGUUAAGUUACAUUUAAUGAUGACAACAAUAUUAAUAUUUUGAUAUUUGUCGUUCGUUUAGUUAAAGACUUCCGGAAAGAAAUUUAGAAAUUUUUCGGGCCAAAGUUUGCUUAUUUAAGGACAGGUAAUGAGUAAAUGGUGUAAAUAGACUAAUUCUCCCAACUCAGCAUCUCUCAGCGCAGCAACUUGGAGGCUGAAUAGUUUCGAAAGGGCCGUGUAUCGAAAAGUCAAGGCCGAUAGGGUAGUGCAGUCAUACUUCGGAUACGCGCUUUCGGACAGGCCUGUUUUUCUAAAGUGAUAUC